GACGGCUUUAACGAGUGGUGCCGCAAAGCGCGGUGAGGUUUGCACGACAGUCCGGAGAAGGAAGGACCCCCCUUCUUUGGUGCUGCCCGGGAAAGAAGAUGGCAGCUGGGGAAGCGAAGUCUGUGCUCUUCGUGUGUCUGGGGAACAUUUGCCGAUCACCCAUAGCUGAAGCAGUUUUUAGAAAACUUGUAACUGAUGAAAACAUUGAAAAUAAGUGGAGGAUAGACAGUGCAGCAACAUCUACUUAUGAAAUAGGCAACCCUCCUGAUUUUCGGGGACAGACUUGUAUGAGACAGCAUGGCAUUAUCAUGAAUCAUAUUGCCAGACAGAUUACUAAAGAUGAUUUCCUUACAUUUGAUUAUAUACUUUGCAUGGAUGAAAGCAACCUAAGAGAUCUGAAAAGAAAAAGUAAUCAAGUUAAAAACUGUACAGCUAAAAUUGAACUACUUGGGUGCUAUGAUCCACAGAAACAGCUUAUUAUUGAAGAUCCAUACUAUGGAAAUGAAAAAGACUUUGAGACUGUUUAUGAGCAGUGUGUUAGAUGCUGUAAGGCAUUUUUGGAGAAGUCUCAUUAGUGCCACGCUAUUUUAUUUCUAAAAGGAAAUAAUAUUUAGCUCCUUCUUUGAAGUGUUAUAUAAAUUUCAAUUGAUUGAUGUAUUUAAAAUGUAAUAUUGUAUCUCUGCGGUAAAUCCUAAUUGCAGCUUCUUAAUUUUAGUUUUGUAUUGUAGCUACUCUAUGGCCUAACUCAGAAGAAUUUGGAAAAGUUUUAAAAAUUGUAUUUGAGGAUCAGCCAUUUUGUCAGGCAUCAGUGUAACAAUGUAUUUCAUUCAGAGAUCAGCAGAAUAAAUAUGUUUUAUGAACUCUU
Molecule: messenger RNA, 865 nt
Organism: Caretta caretta (loggerhead turtle)
Lineage: Eukaryota; Metazoa; Chordata; Testudines; Cheloniidae
Gene: ACP1
Product: acid phosphatase 1
Biological process (GO): protein dephosphorylation
Cellular component (GO): cytoplasm
Molecular function (GO): non-membrane spanning protein tyrosine phosphatase activity; acid phosphatase activity
Source: RefSeq, a predicted model, not a curated record